GACUCGGCGUUUAAGGACGUUCAGUGAGCAUCCCCAUCUUUAAAUUAGCCGGCGUUUCGUCUGUUUAAUGGGAAGCGGGUACUGUUUAAAGCUGCGCUGUUAGCGCUGCAGUGAAACAACGGGUAGCCUGGCCUCUGAGACCAUGUCUGCGGCCAUGGGCGCAGGGUACAUUUCGUUCAAACCGGCGAACGGAGUCUGCGCCCCAUCGCGGAUGUGAACCUGCUUACUUUGUGUUUCUGUCAAUGAAACUGGCUGAAUGCUGAAACGCUGCCUCCCCGGCCGAACCCGCGUCUCUGGUUUCACUGCUUUAUAACUAAGUGUUUCCCCUGACCUGUGCCGUGCAAAACUAUGCGUGGGGGAAGGUUGGUUUGGACAGCGAGGUGGCCAAACUGGUGGUUGGUGGAGACCCCCUGGCAGCCAUAGAGGAUGGAAAGCCCUAUGCAGAGCUGUGGAUGGGCGCUCACCCGAAAGGUGACGCCCAGAUUAAAGACAACAGGAUUGCACAGACCACGCUGGGCCAGUGGAUCGCCCACUUCCCUGCCUGCCUGGGCUCCAAGGUCAAAGACACCUUCCAGGGACAGCUGCCCUUCCUCUUCAAAGUCCUCUCUGUCAACACAGCCUUGUCCAUACAGGCCCACCCCAACAGGGAGUUGGCCGCUCGUCUGCACGCUCAGUUUCCGGAGCACUAUCCAGACAGCAACCACAAGCCGGAGAUGGCCAUCGCUCUCACCCGCUUCCAGGGCCUCUGCGGUUUCAGGCCAGUGGAGGAGAUCCUGGGAUUUCUUAAAUCUGUCCCGGAGUUUCGUGCUCUGGUGGGAAGUGAGACAGCGGAGGAGCUGCAGUCCAGCAUGGGAGACGCCGUUCAAACGAGCCAGGUGCUGAAGAAGUGCUUCACCAGGAUGAUGAACUGCGAGAAGAAGGUGUUCGUAGAUCAGCUCAACAUGCUCGUCAAGAGAGUCACUGAAGAAGGUGCAGCAGGGAAGGACACAUCAAGCAGCAACGGCGACCUGUUGCUCCGCCUUCACUCCCAGUACCCCGGGGACAUCGGCUGCUUCUCCAUCUACUUCCUUAACCACAUGAUCCUGGAUCCAGGCCAGGCCAUGUUCCUGGGAGCCAACGAGCCUCACGCUUACCUUUAUGGAGACUGUAUCGAGUGUAUGGCCUGCUCAGACAACACGGUGAGGGCCGGUCUGACGCCAAAAUACAUUGAUGUGAACACGCUGUGCGAGAUGCUGGACUACAGCCCCGCCCCCGCCAGCUCCAAGAUCUUCCCAUGUGUGCAGGACGCUUCGGACCCGUGUGUGUCCCUGUACGACCCCCCAGUGCCAGACUUCACUGUCAUGAGGAUUCAGAUCCCAGCCUCCGUGAAGCAGUACACUGUCGCUCCAGUCGACAGCGCCAGCAUCCUCCUGGUCAUUGAAGGCGACGCCACGGCAACAUCUGCCGCCGCCCUCUCUGACGUCGCACUGAGGCGGGGCGCCGUCCUCUUUGUCUCGGCCAACGAGAGCAUCUCCCUGCACAUCAGCUCUCAGGCGGGGAUGACCAUGUUCCGAGCCUGUUGCCUCCUGUAGUUGUGAGUCCUGUGGCUGUGUGUGAAAGCUCAUGCGACCUGUGUGUAUUGUCCUCUGGUUUGACUCAGCAAGGUCUACAUCGCGUCAAGGACUGAGCCCAAAGAUUGCUGUGCUCAUUUUAAUCGGUAGCAAAUUAAACAAGCUUUCAGAUACGGUGCGCCGAUACCCGUCUCUGCCCGCUGCCCCACCCCCAACCUCCACCCUCAAACUCAACGUGCAGACUGCUGCACCCCCUCCAGCAGUGCUCUUUAGCUUUAAAAUCCAGCAGUAAACCAUUGCUGCUGGAUUUUAACUGGAUCUAACUGUCUUUUUUACCUGUGGUGGUGCAGUUUCAUCUUAACACUAUAAGCAGAGGAUGUGCACAUCCCAAUAUUCUUCAUGAGUGCUUGGCAGAGGAGGCGUAUAAGGAAUAAAGAGCAAAAUAUGUCCGUAACACUGAACUGGACCCGGUUUUAGAAAGUACACAUCACACUGUUCCAAUCCCUUGAUCCUUGUUGGGUUUGUGGCUCAUGAUGAAGAACAAGUGAUGCUGCAUGAAAGUUUAUUCUUGACCUUUGACACAGCAGUUGAGAAAACAAACCUCAUCGUGUGCAUUUACUUGCUGUUCUGGAGCCUGAAGUCCUUUUAAGUGCUCAGACAGUUCAACAUGGCAACAGAGCAAACACUGUCUGCUGAUGAAGGUCAUAGCAUAGCGGGAGAACAGCUGAUAAAUAAAUUUCCGAAGGGGGAAGAUAAAAGAGAGAAACUGGAGAACACUGCACACUCGCAGCCUUUGUGUUGCCUUGGGAAUUUGCUGUCCUCAACCUGAGAGGCGCCUGAUUCAGCUGCAUAUUGCAGGAAGGUGCACAGAGGACUGUUUCAGAUAAUAAAGAAACCUUUGGGUGCCCUUCAGUGUUACUGACAUUUUUCCUCUUUUACUAACACACUGCAGAAUGUUCUGAUUUUCCAAUCGAGAUGCUGAUAAAACACACUCACAGCGAUUUAGUUAUACACCACUGAAGCAGGGUAGGGGAUAUGUUUACACUGGUGCAGUACACCUUCACUUGUUGAGGACCGAGCAUGUCUGUUAUAUGAGCCAGCAGUAUGUCUUUCCCACCAGGAUCACUGGUGCAACUACCUGUUUUGUCAUUUUAGUUUAGCUUGAACAAGUAAAAUCUCCUCCUCCUUGUCUGUUCGCAUAUGGACAGUUGAGAGUAUUUCGUGUGCUACUGAGAUGCCUGUGCAUGUCUGAUUCAGAGCAGUAAUACUGCAGAGGACUGUGAUGAUGUUGCGAGCCACAGUUAACCCAGGAAAUGAAGCGCAUGUUUACGGUCUGGAAACUUCUCAAAAGUAGUGAGCGAUCAUAAAAAUAAAACAAAAGGAAAAAAAACAACAAAAAAACCCUAAAUAGCAGUAAACAGAAAUGGGCCUCUGAGUAACUUCAUCAUGGGAGUCAGGAAUGCUCAUCGAUUCAAACGUUCUACUGCUGCUUGUUCCAAACUUCCCCAAGCCUGUUUACACCAUCCACGUCUCGCACAGUCGUACAACAAGAUGCUGCAUUCAGUUAUUAUUACAGGAAUAAUCGUGUCAGUGUUUUGGAGUAUUUGAAGCCAAAUUUUUCAGACUCUUUGCAUGUUUUGUUGAUUCAUCAAUACAUAACCUACUAAGAGAACCGAUCCCUGAAAACACUCUGUAUUAUAAGGUUUAUUCUGCACAUAAUGACAACAUGGUGCAAGUGUUUUAUCUUUACAGUUACAUCUUUUACGGUGACCACUUUCCGCCACGUCGGCACAAUAUUGCGACUAGAUGAUUAUUUCAGUAAGGCGCAAACUUGUGCGUGUGGCGUUCCAGUUCAGACCAGGGUCAGUCUGAACUCAAUCAAUCGUGACGUGGUCUUUUUAUAGGUGAUCUUGAAUCAAAUAUUUGAGAAUGAACGCUCUAUCAGCCUGCCAGCCUAGCGGUGAGUAAAUAUCUCUCUGAAUAGUUUGAUGUGAAUGAAUGACGCUUUUGCCUUCCGCGCUCGUCCCUAACACAGAUGCAAUAAAGCUUUAGUCGUUUGUUGUCGGGAAGAAAAAAUAUAUACACGUGGAAGGAAGUUAAUAGUUUAAUAAUAGUUUAAAAUCACUGCAUCUUUUUGAUUAAUGAACCAUUACCUCAGAGUCACCCUUUGGUAUCUCUAGACUGUAGAGGCUCGUUUUGUUUGUCAAACAACAUAUUUGCUAUCGUUUUAAACUCUUUCUGUAGGGGUCAGUGAUUCAAACAGUAUCUGAUUACGUAUUCUUUAAAUUUAACUAUCACAUCUCUGUUACUGAACUUUUAAGUUCACUUUGCACAGAAUUCAUUUUGGAUUUUUUUUUGUUUGUUUGUUUGUUUUUUUUUUUCAUUUUUAACUCCUUCAAAUGCACACAAAUCUGAAGGCCACGAUGUUUUACGUUAAUUAUUUUAUUUAACUAAUGUGUGACUAUUUCUUGGGGUGUUUCUCUAGUGAAGGCAUGGUUUAGCAUUUUGGAUUAUGGUGAUGCUGUAGCCUGGGACUGCAGAGAACUUGUGUAUGUAAAAGUGGUUUAAUAAAGCCUUGUUCUCUUACUAAA
This is a messenger RNA of Scatophagus argus, 4141 nucleotides long. It is a transcript of the gene mpi, whose product is annotated as mannose phosphate isomerase. Bases 453 to 1571 code for a protein of 372 amino acids. Gene Ontology annotation, cellular component: cytosol. The transcript is spliced from 8 exons. Gene Ontology annotation, biological process: GDP-mannose biosynthetic process; carbohydrate metabolic process. The record is from RefSeq and is a predicted model, not a curated record. Lineage: Eukaryota; Metazoa; Chordata; Actinopteri; Scatophagidae. Gene Ontology annotation, molecular function: zinc ion binding; mannose-6-phosphate isomerase activity.